Molecule: messenger RNA, 880 nt
Organism: Microstroma glucosiphilum
Lineage: Eukaryota; Fungi; Basidiomycota; Exobasidiomycetes; Microstromatales; Microstromataceae
Exons: 3
Coding region: 46-822 (258 amino acids)
Biological process (GO): peptidyl-arginine methylation
Molecular function (GO): protein-arginine omega-N monomethyltransferase activity
Source: RefSeq, a predicted model, not a curated record
GCUUCUUCCUCCUCCAAUACCACCAUUAGGACUGCAUACAUCGUCAUGGCGAGCAAAAGACCCGAGUACGUGAUUGAGCACAUGGAGGAGGAUGACCCUGAUGCUCCCAGUGUCUUCCCGGAGUGGGCCCUGCUCGAGUAUCGUCACAUGCUUUCGCUGGUAGGGGCAGGAAGUACUGUCCACUUCACUUCACUGUCUUCAGCUUCUCUAGACUCUCUCCGUGAGGCCCUCUCGAGCUCUUCCUCUACCAACCCUCCUCGAGCUGCAUUCGAGCUACACACCGCUUCUAUUACAACGCUGGCUGAGAAGCAGGGCAUCCCCCUCUCAUCCAUCUGUCUGCUAGACCCAAGGGCACAGUACUGCCUCCAUGCUUCCGACGCUGGGAAGUACCCGGCCCCCUCUGUAUCCGAAGAAUCUCAGGAAGGACAGGCAGGAGGACCUUUUACGCAUUUUCUCUAUGGUGGGAUUCUAGGAGAUGACCCACCCCGAGAUCGUACUUCUUCCCUCCGGGCUCUCGGAUUCCCCGGAAGGCACCUGGGCAAGGUACAAAUGACCACAGAUACCGCUCUCGGCGUGACGAAGAGGAUUGUAGAAGACGGAAAGGGUAUGGGUGAUCAGGAAGGGGUGCGAGGCGAAGGUCCCGAGGGAGCUUUGCAGUGGAUGGAGUUCCCUGAGCUAAAGUUCGGCAAGGGAGAGUCAGUCUCCAUGCCCUUCCGCUACAUGACAGACGAGACCGCUAAGGGAUCAGAGCCUCAGCCGCUGAUGCCCCCUGGCAUGCGGGAACACAUCAGGAAGGACUUGGAUCGCAGCUUCGAGUUCUGAAUGCAGAUGUUUGAUGAUGCUUGGGUAUAAUACAGAUUGCUUUGCCCUUUCGUAGAGU